Molecule: messenger RNA, 898 nt
Organism: Cyprinus carpio (common carp)
Lineage: Eukaryota; Metazoa; Chordata; Actinopteri; Cypriniformes; Cyprinidae
Exons: 4
Coding region: 86-898 (270 amino acids)
Biological process (GO): positive regulation of ERK1 and ERK2 cascade; T cell activation; interleukin-15-mediated signaling pathway
Cellular component (GO): membrane raft; external side of plasma membrane
Molecular function (GO): MHC class II protein binding; protein tyrosine kinase binding
Source: RefSeq, a predicted model, not a curated record
AGUGAACAAACACAGGAAGAGCUGAGAGUAUUUAAAGAAAGAGUUGAGAGUGUAUAAUGAAGAGGAAGACUGACAGAAAGAGAAGAUGGCUGAUAAGUGUCACUUGUGUCUGCUGGGACUGAUCUUUCUCUCUUCACUUCUCACAGGUCUCAGUGGAGUGGAUGAUGCUCAUGUGUUCAUCAGUUCUGGUGAAAAUGUCCAUCUGUCCUGUAAUAAUGCUCUUCAUGACUGCAAAUCAACUACAUGGAACUACUAUAACAGAUUCAGUCAUUCAGAGACAGUUGAACUGAUUAAAUUAGGGAUAAAGAACAAAGACACAGAGAGUUAUAAGAGACUGAGUCUGGGGUCUGACUGCUCUCUGAACAUCAAGAACAUCUCAAAAGAAGAUUAUGGAUCUUACAUCUGCCAACAAUGGACAGUGAAUGGACAAAAACUGAGAACUGAUGCUCGUGUUUAUCUGCAUGUUCUUCAUGUCUCUUCAUCAUCUUCAUCAUCCUCACAGACUGAGUUCAGUGCAGGCCACUCUGUGACUCUCUUCUGUCAGUUGUAUUCAUAUGCUGGAGUCUCUUGUGAUGCUUGGAUCCGUUCUGAGAAAAUUGAUCUGUUCUGGGUGAAUCAGACUGGUGUUAAACUGAUGAGAUCAGACUCCAGAUAUCAGAUAUCAGCUCCAGAUCACUGUAUCAGCUCUCUGACUACAACACUCCUGAAUGAAGAUCUCAACAGAGAGUGGAGAUGUGAAGUUACUCACAGAGAUCAAGUCAAGACCUCAGCCACAUACACUGACAAGAGACCAGCUCGAGCUGAUUCAACAACAGCAGAGACCUCAGUCCACAUCACAAAAUCAAAUACAACAACACCAGUAACUUCUAGACCAGGUACAGUAAAAAAUACACUUUGA